CAGGUAGGUGGGGGGAGAGGCGACAGCGGGUAGCCCGUGUAUUCGCCGGGGGAAGGCCCCGCCUGCGCGCCCCGCCCGCCGUCGCGCCGCGCGGCUCAGUUCGCGCUCGUCGCCACGCUACCCGCUCGUAACGGUCUCGCUUCUAAUAAAACACGCGAAAAAAAUGUGUUCCUUAUUUAAAAAAAUAGUGCGUAGCGGACGUUAAUUAUAUCGAAUUAAAAGCAAAAAUGUUGACGUGAUUUAAUUUGUAAUUAGAAUCUUAUUGGACUUUUCUUCAGUGGACAAUGAUUUUAAAACGGAGACAGUCGAGUGAAAUGACGGUUUGCAUUGAGUGUUGAUGGAUGUGGAGACGGAGGGCUGGUCGCGGGCCAGGAUGGUGGCGGAGGAGAGCAAGGCCCGCGCCACGGACUUCAGCAUCGCGGCCAUCAUGGCCCGCGGGGAACCGCGCAGCCCCGUCGCCGUUUCGCCGACGCGAACUGGUUCAGUGUCGCGGCAGAGUUCUCCCGCGUCGCUCUGCUCGCCAGCAUCCAGCUGUCGGUCACCCGCGCCCGACGAGGACGUGGAUGUCGACGUGGAGCAGUGUUCUGACGGAGAGGACGGCUCUGACCACGCUGCUCCUUCCCCUGCACCAUCCUCAGAGCUAGGGGAGCGCGACACACCAUCCCCCGCGCGGCCGCUGCCGCCGGCCACCUCCUGCAACUGCGAGGAGCUGCUGACGGUGGACUGCCAGCUCGAGACCAAGGAGCUCUGGGACAAGUUCCACGACCUCGGCACCGAGAUGAUCAUCACCAAGACUGGGAGACGUAUGUUCCCGACGGUGCGCGUAUCGUUCGCGGGGUGUCGCGCGGAGGCACGGUACGCGGUGCUGCUGGACGUGGUGCCGGUGGACGGCAAGCGGUACCGCUACGCGUACCACCGCUCCUCGUGGCUGGUGGCGGGCAAGGCGGACCCGCCCGCGCCCGCGCGCCUCUACCCGCACCCCGACUCGCCCUUCUCCGGCGAUCAGCUGCGCAAGCAGGUCGUCUCCUUCGAGAAGGUCAAGCUCACCAACAACGAGAUGGACAAAAAUGGACAGAUCGUCCUAAACUCGAUGCACCGAUACCAGCCUCGCAUCCACCUCGUGAAGGUCCGCGACGGCGGCGGCCCCAUCACGGACCUGGCGCGCGAGCAGCACCGCACCUUCGUCUUCCCCGAGACCGUGUUCACCGCCGUCACGGCCUACCAGAACCAGCUCAUCACCAAGCUCAAGAUCGACUCUAAUCCCUUCGCGAAAGGCUUCAGGGAUUCUUCAAGGCUUACGGACUUUGAUAGAGAUCCGAUGGAGCUGAUGCUGAUGGAGCAGCAGCUGCUCCGGUCGCCGCUGCGGCUGUACGCGGGCGGCGGCGGCGCGCUGGCCGACGACGAGGCGGAGAAGCGCGCGGCGUGGGCGCGCACGCCGCCCGCGCUGCAGCUGCUGGCGCUGGGCGGGCGCGGCUGGCCCGCCGCGUGGCCGCAGCCGCUGGCGCUGCCGCCCGACCUGUGGAUGCAGAAGCCCCCCACCCCGCUCCGCUACUGCCCCUACCUGCCCCCGGCGCACGCGGCGCCCUCCGUGCGGCCCGACCACGCGCCCUCCCCGCGGCAUCCGCUGUGAAUCUUGUGCCGACUUUACUUAGACAUUCCAAAAGACGAUCUGCGAUGUGCGAGUAGAAUAAAGACUAUCGGUAAUGUGCUGUGAGGACUUGUAUAAACACUUGAUACACGUAGUACCUAAUUAAUAGUGAUUUAUAGUUAUGAGUAUCAGAGUAUCGUUAAGAAAGUAAUUACAUGGUUCCUACCGGAAAAGAUUUAACUUGUAUUGUUAAUAUAGAUUUUAACAUUAGUUACCUGAUAGGUAUCCGGUUAUCGUAUUAUUUAACUUGAAGAUAGUGUUUCGAAUUAUCUAUGUUUUUAUUUUAUUUCUUCUAACCCCUCGAAUCACCACGGAGUAGAUAUGGGGUCAGCAAAGAGCCUCAAAGAUAAAUUUAAUUUUAUAUAAGUUCUAGGUCGUCAUAUGGCCGGCUGAUAUUGAGCUCGUGGCAUUCGAGAGAUUCUUAGCUAAAAAUAAACUCAUCACGAAAACUUUGAACCAAAGAGCAUUAUAAUUUGAAUGCAAUUUUGUAAACAAUAAAAUAACUAUUUGUAGAACUAGCGACUAGACUCCUCAUUAUUGUCUAUGGAAAUUAUGAAGUUAUAAUAAGUAACAUUCCAAUAAGAUUAUAGCAUAAUAUUUAGAAAUCAACGGUCUUGAUAAUGUCAUAACUUCACUGUAUGGAAUUUGUAAAAGCGAAUAGAUGUUUCAACAUGUGGAGCAGAUAUGAUUUAAACGAAACGGUCAUGAGCAUAUGAGUUUCUUUAAAUGCUGGUGUAAGUGAAUUAUACAUAUGUAAUAAUGUAUUACAUCCCACAAUCAUAAUGUAUGAUGGAUGACUGUAGUUAGUAGCUAUAGUGGUCGUAAUCUGCAAAUAGAUCGCACGUCUUUGUUAAAUAUUAUGUGCCUAUUCCUUUUUGCCACAACAUCACUAUUCUGUUUGGAAUAAGACAGAAUAUAAUCCUGUACUAGUGACAAAAUAUUAUAGCUGUUAUGAAUCAUAUUUGAAUUGGUUGCUACCAAGGCCUUGUUUUAUGUAAAAUGUUAGUCAGCAAAUUUUAGUCCUAAUGUUAUUUUUUGCUUCUAUUUUACAUGGAUCUGAAGGACUAAUUAAUUUUUACAUGUUUCAACUAUACUAUUAAUUAACAAUUUCCUUACAAAAUAUAUUUCACUUACAUCGCAUAACCCUAUUGUGUAUGCGUAUGUAAAAUAUAGAAUAUAUGUAGGUAUUUAUAUUCCAUUAGUAUUGUACCUUGAAAAUGUAGAUAUGUAUUGUAUAGCGAUUGAUUAAAUUAUUUUUGUAGAAUAAGCACUGUACAUAUGGAGAUCACUUAGAUGUUUGUAUCGAUAAGAAGUUAUGGAAGUGUUUUAGUGGGGACUGCGUCGCUCACAUUGUAAGUACCAGCACCUAGAAUUAUUUAACAUAAACCGACUAUUUAUGAUCAUUGAUUUCAUCCCAGAGUAGGUACCUAGUAUUAGUCUGAAGAGAUGUUGCGUACCUAAUUUACUAAUUCUGUUGUAAUAUACAUAUUAUUAUUCAAAGAUGUUAAACUAAUGUGUUAACCUCCUAUGGCCCAACCGUAAGUACAGUCAAGGGCAUAAAUAUAUAUACAUUCCCAGUUUUAAAAAUAUGUGUACGCUCUUACACCUUAGACAAUAAAGUCGUGUUCAUAUAGUUUUGAGCCAUUUGCCUGUAUCGAUAUUUUUGCCUUCGACUGUACAAGGAAAAAAAAAAUCUAAAAUAUUACAAUGAAAUUUGAAUCUACCGUGUAAGAAUCAGAUUUGAUUAUGUUUUGUUUAAAAAUUUAACGGAACGAAACAAAUGGAACUGUUCCUGUUGAAAAUGAUUUAAAUUUCGUCAAACCUUAUAAGUCCUAUAGGUAGGACUGUGAGCUUUAGGAGCCUAUGUACUUAAAGGCCAGGAGAUGAAUGCUCAAAAAAAGUUAUAGAGGGAAAUGCUUGGAACAUAAUUUUGAUUUCAAAACUUUGUUUGGACUAGUUAGGAGGUGAACAUAUCAAAAGUAGCCCCGGCCGUAGCCCUUGAGGGGGGUUUGAACUUGAAGGUCCCAUUUUUCGAUUAUAUUUCGGAAACUAUGCAUCUUAACGACAUGACCACUUACACAAAAUGAAAGUUAAUUUAAUUUGUUACAAGUUUUAUUUAGUCAAGUUUUUCGACAUAUUGAAUAGUUUUUGAAAUAUCCGCUCUUAAAAGUUUAUUUAGGGCUCUAAAUUUUAUCUUGAUAUCUACAUCAGUGAAGCUGCUAGGCCGGGUUCGGUAUCGUUUUCGUAUAAAUCGGGGGUGCUGAAUCCAUUUAUAGUAUCACAUUGACACCAUUCCGAAGUCUAGUUUGUCAAUAGUCUGCCUCAUUUCAAACAUAGACCUCUGAAUCAUACUAUCGUUGUCUUACACUAGUACUAGCACCCAAAUGAAAAGGAUUAGUAUAGUUUUUUUGUUCUUAUUUACUGUCAAUUUGGUUUAACCAACUAUAAAAACAAUAUUCAAAAAAACUUAGCUUAAACCGCUGAACCGAUUUCGUUGAAAUUGGUAUAGAAAUAGUUGUCCCGGGACAGGACAUACGAUAGUUUUUACAACCAAAAUCAUUUUUUAAGGGUGUGAAAAUUGGGGUGGAAGUUUGUAUGGGGAAUCAAUAACCGCUGAACCGAUUUAGAUGAAAUUUGAGAUGGUCAACAUGAUUGAUUUAGUUGAAAAUGAUACCAAACAUGACUUCAAACUUCAAACCUUAACUUAAACUGUAUUUACUUCAGGAAUUCAGUUUCAGCUACGGCCUGGGACUUUUGAUAUGUUCACCUCCUAACUAGUCCAAACAAAGUUACGGAGUCAAAAACUGUGUUCUAAGCAUUUCCCUCUAUACCUUCUUAUUGCUUGGUGUAUUAUAUAUUUGUUGGAGACACGAUCGUAAGACCGUGUGCCGAGGCCGCUACAUACAAUUCUUGAUUCUUGAAAGAUUAUUUAUAAAAUGAAAUUUAACCAUAAAUAUACAUACUUACAUAUUGAGCAAUGUCACCAGGAAAGUCACAUUUUUACUUGGUCGUUCUCUACUUUAUAAAUUGAACCAAGAAAACUGGUCAAGAACGAGAUCACAAUUUUUUUGUAUUAUCCAUAUCGAUUGUUGUUACAACUCAUGUAAAUUGCAACCAAAUUCGGUCACUGGUAAAUCAAGUGUAAAAUGUUUACAUUUAAAAUAUUUGUACGUAACACAAAUACUUACCUGUAUAAAUUGCUGUGAAGUCUCUUGUAGUAAAUAUAAAUAUUUAACAUGUUGAGUGCAUAGGUGAUCAAUGUGGUUUGAUUUUGAUUUCAAUAUUUUACAACAUUUUGGAGUUCUAACACUAUUUUUGUGUAAGAAAAUCUUGAGUUUGGACCCCGAUUUCUGAUUCUCUUUAUAAAAAUCCAAAACAAGUCAAAUUGUUUCAUCUUUCUACAAAUUGGAUUUGAAAAAAAUACGUUUAAUUAUAACGAAAAGAUGACCAGAUUAAAUGUCCGGACCCGGACUGGAAUUCUCCACAAUCUCUACAUCUAUUUUACAAUACGUUAAAACCCAAAUAAAAUACCCCUUGUAUUUCGAUCAAAAUUCUAAAACAUUUCUCUCCUCAUGGGUCCGGUCAAAUAAAUUGAAUCAUGAACUAUGCAACAGCUUGUAAGAAAAAUAUUUUAAAUUCCUAAAAAAACCACCCGCAAACCAGGGAGUUUUUUCGGUUUUUAGUUAGUUAUGUAUUAAGUAGGUCACGAAACAUCUUAUCAAUAUUAUUUCUGGAACAUUUUGAUGACUGACUGACUGAAUAUUAGCGGCACGCGGCAUACCGACCAUAAGCAGCAAUAUCAAAUUGGUUUAUUUUGGUUCUGAAACCCUUGUAGAUUAUUACUAUUAUUAGUAUCUACAUCUACAUAACACUGUCACAAAAAUUGACGUUGACGGUGACCUAUUUAAUCUAGUAAAAACAAUAGCUAGGUUUUUUCUUAUAUUUAUGGCAUCAUAAUAACUUUGAAACCUAAACCUGCAUAAAUACAAUCGGUAUUGCAAAACACAUUAAAUACAAUGUAGCUGCUUAUUGAUGUGACAUUUAGAGGCAUACUUACAUUUCCGAAGCUUUUAUUAAAAUUGUUAUAGAAAUUUAGACUUUCGGCGCCUGAUGUAAAGUACUUAUUGCUAUGCAGCAACAUUUUUUGUGAACUUGUCAAUGUAAACAUAACCUCUCGUGUGCCGGGAUUAUUUUUUUCUAAUACCUAAUAGUUUCCUCGUACGCGGAUCCGUGUUCGCCGUAAUACGAGGGCUUAAAAUGCGCCAUGUGGAACUCUCAGUUGGAAAAGUAACUGGUCAUUUUAAUGAUAUAGGGUUAUAACUCUUAUGAGUAAUCAGAGUUCAUGAACAGAGGAAGAAAAAGUAUUUAUUCUAACGUGAUAAGAAUCAUAAGCAGCACUAAUAAAACCCCAAAUACAUUAUUAGGUACACUAAUACCUAGCUACCUACUAAAAUAAUACUAUCGGUAGUUUGAUACUAAAAUGACCAUCUACUUAUGAGAAUGAAUGUUUAAUUGAUACCUAUUUAUCACGUUUGCUGAUAAAAGUUGUGAUUCUGUAUAAAAAUUUCAUCUAGAGCAAUUGACGCAUUUGUCAAUAUUAGCGAAACUAUUACAUUUGUUGCCUUAGCGACAAAUAGCCUAAGGUCUCUUUUUAUUAUACAUACUAACGGCACCAAAAAAGGUGCACUGAAUGUGAGCGCGCAAGGUAGCGACAUAUCAGGGCUCGGCCCUAUGUGCUAAUAAACUAAAACUAAUUCCA
This is a messenger RNA of Cydia strobilella, 6407 nucleotides long. It is a transcript of the gene mid, whose product is annotated as T-box transcription factor TBX20-like. Gene Ontology annotation, molecular function: RNA polymerase II cis-regulatory region sequence-specific DNA binding; DNA-binding transcription factor activity, RNA polymerase II-specific. The transcript is spliced from 6 exons. Gene Ontology annotation, biological process: positive regulation of DNA-templated transcription; cell fate specification; regulation of transcription by RNA polymerase II. The record is from RefSeq and is a predicted model, not a curated record. Gene Ontology annotation, cellular component: nucleus. Bases 338 to 1630 code for a protein of 430 amino acids. Lineage: Eukaryota; Metazoa; Arthropoda; Insecta; Lepidoptera; Tortricidae.